UCUACUCUAAACAACUGGUCAAAUUCUGACAGCAAACGACAAAUCCACUCCAUUACGCGUUACCAUAUAUAAACACCAUCCUCAAAUCUCUCUUCACAUUAUAUUCUCUCUCACUCUCUUUCUUCAGGUUUACUUUAAUUAUAUAUGGAGCAGUUGAUUCAAGGUCUCCCAGACGACAUCGCCCUUGAAUGUCUGAUUCGUCUCCCAUACAACCACCUCUCCACCGCUUCACUGGUCUCCCCUCCCUGGAAGCUGCAUCUUCAACUUCCCCUUUUUCUCCGCCACCGGAAAACCGCCGGUUUCACUACCAACGUCAUCGUAAUGGCUCAAUCACCACCCCAAACCAACACCGGAAAGGCCAUUCCUCUGGCUAAUUCUUAUCGGCUCACGCUUUUUGACCCAGAUUCUGGGAGUUGGUCCGAGUUGCCAUCGCUUCCCGGGAUGAACCGUGGGUUGCCCCUGUAUUGCGGGCUGGUCGGAGUAGGGUCGGAUCUGGUGGUGAUUGGCGGUUACGAUCUUGAGACGUGGAAGUCGUUGAAUGCGGUGUUUAUUUACAAUGUCGUUUCGGCCACGUGGAGGCGUGGCGCCAAUAUCCCAGGUGUACGACGGUCGUUCUUCGGCUGUGUUUCGGAUUCGGAUCGGAUGGUUCUGGUUGCAGGUGGGCACGAUGGUGACAAGAAUGCGCUGAGAUCUUCGCUGGCAUAUGACGUGGCAAAAGACGAGUGGCUUCCGCUACCUGACAUGUCAAUGGAGCGCGACGGGUGCAAAGUGGUGUUCCAGCAUGAAAAGUUCCAUGUCAUUGGCGGAUACCGGACAAAGACGCUAGGUCGAUUUGAGAGAAGCGCUGAAGCCUUUGAUGUUGCCAGCUGGCAGUGGGAACAUAUAAAGGAGGAUCUCUUGGAGACAAGCACGUGUUCAAGAACAUGUGUGGUGGGAGACGAUGGGAAGCUUUACAUGUGCAGAGAAGGUGACUUGGUGCCAUGGUUCAAAGUCGCGGUAUUGGUCAUUGACUCGAAAGGGCCCGAGGCGUAUUGGUCUCAAUGUAUCGGUUUGGUAUCGGACGAUACGUAAAAUAAGUUAAUUAGAAAAUUCAAAAAAUUAUAAAAAUAUUAUGUAAGUCAUCAGAAAAAUACAUACAAUUAAAUAAGCUCAAAAAAUUAGUAAAAUAAA
This is a messenger RNA of Vitis vinifera (wine grape), 1170 nucleotides long. RefSeq names its product F-box/kelch-repeat protein At1g80440-like. Gene Ontology annotation, biological process: negative regulation of cytokinin-activated signaling pathway; regulation of phenylpropanoid metabolic process. NCBI's taxonomy places the organism in Eukaryota, Viridiplantae, Streptophyta, Magnoliopsida, Vitales, Vitaceae. Gene Ontology annotation, molecular function: protein binding. The record is from RefSeq and is a predicted model, not a curated record. The transcript has a single exon. Bases 145 to 1071 code for a protein of 308 amino acids.